This is a messenger RNA of Exophiala mesophila, 1257 nucleotides long. RefSeq lists its product as uncharacterized. Lineage: Eukaryota; Fungi; Ascomycota; Eurotiomycetes; Chaetothyriales; Herpotrichiellaceae. The record is from RefSeq and is a predicted model, not a curated record. The transcript is spliced from 2 exons. The coding region runs from base 76 to 1104 and encodes 342 amino acids.
GACCUUAUGACGAUUUCUGUGCCUUUCGUAUUCAUAAUUCUGGAGGCGAACAACUCCAGAUUCAGAAAAUAGUUCAUGUUCUGUGGUCUUCCAAGUGUUUUGAGGUCGUCUCUACUACAGUCGAGACGAAGGAUAUUAAUCCCUAUAUUUGGUCUGAGUUCCAUCCGCCCGUGUCAGCUCCAGCUCAAUCAUCAGUUUCUUUCUUCUUCGCCGUUAUCAACUUUACGAUACUCAUCUUCUCGCGCAAAAGCAAACAUGUCAGACCUCGCGGACCUCGCAUCUAAACUCUUCCAUGCCGACUCAGAUUUCCACCCUAAGAUUCUACCAACUGAGAAACGUGUUCGCGGUGUAUUGAACGGAGAAUGGAUCUUCGACACGGCAGAAGCGCUUAUGGUUUGGGAGGUCAAGUGGUUCCCGUCAUAUUGGAUUCCACGAAAAGACAUUCUCCCGACCGCCAAACUCGUCGACGAUAAACCGAUUUCUGGAAUCCAAAGCUCGACGUCGAAAUUAUACGUCGGCGACAAGUGGGUGACCACACUAUUGGUGCCGGAUAGUUUCAACUCACCUUUGGCCGGAUAUGUCAAGAUCGAAGCCAAGGCUCUGGACGCGUGGUACGAGGAACAGAGCGAAGUGCUAUAUCAUCCGAAAGAUCCAUUCCAUCGCGUCGACAUCCUCCCGUCCGGAAGACACGUUCGAGUCGAAGUAGAGGGAACGGUGUUGGCCGACACCACGGAUCAAGGCGGUGUUCGUGCUCUUUUCGAAACGAAUUUUCCAGCACGUUGGUAUUUGCCCCGCACUGCUAUCAACUGGUCAUAUCUCCGGCCUAGUGAUACAAAGACUGGUUGUCCGUAUAAAGGACAGGCAAGUUAUUAUGAUGGUGUUAUUGGAGAUAAAGUGAUCAAGGAUAUCGCCUGGUGGUAUCCAAGUCCCAUCAUGGAGAGUUAUGAGGUUACGGGGUUUUUGUGCUUUUAUCCUGACAAGGUUACGACUUUAGUGGAUGGGAAGGAUAUUACGAAAAUCGGUAUGAAGUUGCCAGUCAUUGCGAAUCAGGAUGAUGCUGACAUCGGUAAGAUUCGUCCAAGUCACAAAAAUUGUGAUUGUUGAAGGAGAUGGGGAUUGAUGUAGGUAAAUAGUACUAGUUGAUGGUUUAUGGAGACAUGUUACUGUCGUAUAUGUUCAUCUACUUACUAUUGUAGGUGAAUAGCAAAAUGCCAUUUAAUGAUCCUUAUGGAUGCAUUCAACUAUCUAAACUGUGAG